UAAAAAAUAAGGAAAAAAAAAAGAAACUUCAAUAAACCCUCUCCCUCGAUUAGAAUCUCGCAUCGGAUCGGGAUGGCUGUUCGGCCGACGAUGGCCCGGUUUCCGGGCGACCCGGCGGAGCAGGAGGCGUGCGGCGUGCCGUGGGGCUUGACGCUGACGCCAUUUGCGGGGAGGGACGAGAAUGACAUCCCGCCUUGCUAUGGAUCGGGUGGGGAGUUGCUGCCUCGAUGCGAGAAUUGCUGGGCUUAUUACAACACCUACUGCGAGCAGGAUCAGUGGUCGUGGGACUGUUCUCUCUGUGGCACCACUAAUGGCCUCACGUCUGCGUCCAUUGCCCGCUAUUCUGGCCCCCAAACCUACCCCGAGAAUGCAUCUUCUUUCAUUGACCUUGAAUUACCACUUGAAGGAGAUGGGGAGAUGGAGGCAAGACCAGUGUACGUUGCUGCAGUUGAUCUCUCUUCAUCAGAAGAGUUUUUGGAACUCACAAAAAUUGCUCUGUUGGCUGCAUUAGAAGCUCUUGGCCCUGGGUCACUUUUUGGUCUUGCUACAUUCAGCCACAAAAUCGGCUUGUAUGAUGUCCAGGGGCCUAUUCCCGUGGUCAAGAAUGUGUUCAUUCCACCAGAUUCUCUUGGAAAUCUGGCAAUGGGGCUUGAAGAUGUCAUGCCAUUGUUUUCCUUUUUGGCUCCAGUUGAUACAUGUAAAGACCGUAUCACAGCUGCACUCGAAACUCUAAGACCAACCACUUCAUGGGAACGGACUACAGCUGCUGGGCAAUCAGAUGGUGUUUUACUCGGAGGGCGUGGCUUUGGAGUUGCUAUGGAAGCCCUACUCAAAUAUCUUGGAUCGGAAUAUGGGAAUACAUAUGCAUUAGCCAGGGUCUUUGCAUUUUUAUCUGGCCCUCCAGAUUAUGGGCUUGGCCAGCUAGACACCAGACGGUAUGGUGAGCAAUAUGCUAGUAAAGGAGAGGAUGCAGAUCGUGCUUUAUUGCCUGAGCAGACUCCAUUUUACAAAGAUUUGGCUGCAGUUGCUGUUCAAGCUGGUGUUUGUGUGGAUAUAUUUGCUGUCACAAAUGAGUACACUGAUCUAGCAUCGCUGAAAUUUCUUAGCAUCGAGAGCGGUGGCUCUUUGUUUCUAUAUUCAAGCACUGAUGACUCAACACUUCCUCAAGACAUGUACCGUAUGCUAAAUCGACCAUAUGCUUUCAAUUGCAUCCUACGGGUGAGGACAUCAUCAGAAUUUAAGCUCAGCCAUUCAUAUGGGCAUUUCUUUCCUGACCCAGAGUAUGAAAAUGUUCAGCAUAUUAUUUGCUGCGAUUCCUUUGCCACAUAUGCCUAUGACUUUGACUUUGUAAAUGGUGUUGGAUUUUCUAGGCACAGCAAAGAACUCCCGACAAUACAGGUUGCAUUUCAAUACACUAUAGUUGUGCCUCCUGAUGAGACCACAAAAUUAGGUUCAAGUCCCUCUAUAAGAGCCAAAUACUCCCUUCAAAGGAGGCUACGAAUCAGAACUGUUCAAUUUGGAACUGCAAGAAAUAUAAACGAGAUUUAUGACGGUGUUGAUCCUGAAGUUGUUCUUUCCAUACUUGUGCAUGAGGUGAUUCUGUCCUCUUUGGAAAAUGGUGUUCGAGAGGGAAGGCUUUUACUUCAUGAGUGGCUUGUAAAUCUUACAGCUCAGUAUAAUGAUGCUUACAAGCUUGCUGAAUAUGUGAGAGGCGCAUUAACCACUUCUCAAGUUGAUGUUGCCUUCACCCAAUGCCCUCAGUUGCAAUCUUUGCCACGACUAGUCUUUGCGCUGCUGCGCAACCCUCUUCUUCGGUUCCAUGAAGAAGGUGUUCAUCCUGACUACCGAAUAUAUCUUCAAUGUCUGUUCAGUGCUCUGGAACCUUCAUCACUCAGCCGGGCGGUAUACCCAUUAUUGUCAUCAUAUGAAACUCCGGAUAAACAAGCAUUCCCUCGCCAUUCCUUGAGCCGUGCUGCAUUGAUAACAAGUGGCAGCCCGAUAUUUUUCCUUGAUGCUUUUACAACUCUCAUCGUAUUUUAUUCAUCUACAGCCAACACCUCACUCCCCUUUCCUCCACCCCAAGACUGCCUUCUGAGGACUACCAUUAACAAGGUGAAGCAGGAGCGGAUAAUCACACCGAAGCUCAUAUUUAUCAGGGGUGGGCAAGAUGAUGCGACGGCGUUUGAGAACUACCUGAUCGAGGAGCAGGAUGUUGAGGGAAGUGGCUUCACCAGCAUCAUGGGGUUUGUCUCGUUCCUCGAGGAGAUCAAUCGUGAUGUAGUUGAGUAUAUGACCAAAGCCAGUGGCAAUCUGCGGAAUUAAAAUCAUUCACAGAAAGAAAUUACAGUCAGACAAUUUCCAGGUGAUGUAUUCCUUUAAAAAUUUCACCACUAUAAUUUCUGGUAAUCGUGUUUGAUGAUUUAUAUUGAUCUGGGAAAUGUUGAAUGUAGACAAAAUGGUUUAGAACAUGCCUCGAAAUCCUGAUUAGGAUGGAAGUGAUAGUUUGGUGCAAGGGAUUUCUAAUGUUUCAUUUGUCUGGAAUAUCAUUUUGAUAGAGUUUGAGAGAGAGAGAGAGGAGGCUCCUAAUAAGUGCAAACCUUUCAUGGCUUUCCUUCAUCGGUACUAUUCAGAAGCAUUUGGUAUUGAGCAGCAUCAUGUCCAAGAAAAUUGUUGGAACGUAUAGAAAUUUGUAAGGUGUCUUUAAUUGGACAUGGUAAGAAAUUGUUACAUGACCAAGAUCUUCAUCCAUGUUUGUUUGUUUGUUUUUAGUAAGAGAGAGACACUUUUUGUCC
Molecule: messenger RNA, 2792 nt
Organism: Andrographis paniculata
Lineage: Eukaryota; Viridiplantae; Streptophyta; Magnoliopsida; Lamiales; Acanthaceae
Product: protein transport protein sec24
Exons: 14
Coding region: 73-2322 (749 amino acids)
Biological process (GO): COPII-coated vesicle cargo loading; endoplasmic reticulum to Golgi vesicle-mediated transport; intracellular protein transport
Cellular component (GO): endoplasmic reticulum exit site; COPII vesicle coat
Molecular function (GO): SNARE binding; zinc ion binding
Source: RefSeq, a predicted model, not a curated record